This is a messenger RNA of Thlaspi arvense, 1368 nucleotides long. The record is from the annotation of a GenBank genome assembly. NCBI's taxonomy places the organism in Eukaryota, Viridiplantae, Streptophyta, Magnoliopsida, Brassicales, Brassicaceae.
AUGCAGAAGAACUUGCUCGAGAUCUUACUGUUCCACACCCUCACUGAUUCAUCAUUUUUAUCACCACAAAGACUCAUAGUGAUGAACAGAAUCAUAUCAUCACAUAGAUCAGACUUGAUCGAACACAAACUCUCUCAACGCACUUCAUUUUUCGGCAUCAAGCUCUGGAUCCUAAUCACAGCUUCCGCCUCCAUAGCUUUCCUCAUCGCUCUGAUCAUUUUUGUCUUCCUCUGUUUCAUCCUUCACAGGAGAAGAUGUAGACAAGAACCAUUCAGACUAAGAUCGAAGCUUUGUCUGCCUUUGUCACACAACAUUCCCUUAAACGACAGAAGACAGAAUCCGUACAACCGUUGCAUUGAAGAUGUAGAGAGCCAAAGAAUCUCUCAGUUUGGUUGGUGCUCUGCUCAUCUUCCCUACUACACCAGCAGCUUCUCAUCUACCGGAGGAUUUGGAAGCUUCGCCGUGUUUACAUUCAUGGAGAUUCAGCGAGUGACAGAAAAUUUCGCAGAUGAGAAUCUGAUUGCUAAAGGAGAUUCAUCAAUGGUGUAUCGCGGAAUCUUGAUGGGUACAGUUUCUGUUGCUGUCAAACGGUUCUUCCCCAUCCAUCAAAGGUACGAAGAUGCAGAUUUUAUAACAAGAGCCGAGAUGAUUGCAAACGUAAGACACAAGAAUGUGGUGAGACUCCUCGGAUACUGCAUUGAAGGAUACGAGAGGGUUCUUGUGUACGAAUACGCAGAGAAAGGCGAUUUGAACGAAUGGCUUCAUGGAUCUGAAAGGAGAAAUCAGAGUCUGACCUGGAGAAAGAGGAUGAAAAUCAUUCAAGGAGUAGCCAAAGGACUUGCGUAUUUUCAUGAAGACAUAGAACCAAGGAUUACUCAUCAAUACAUAAGACCAAGCAAGAUCCUUCUUGAUUAUCAAUGGAACCCUAAGAUAAUACUAACUAUCCCAAGUCACAGUGAGAUUCCAAUAAACUCAGCUUUUGUUCCAUCAUCUGGUAAUCUAGAUGAGAAAAUCGACAUUCAUUGCUUCGGUACUUUGAUCAUGGAGCUUGUCUCCGGGAGAGUCACUGUAGACCAAAUUUCACCACAUGUUUAUCUAGUGGACUGGAUCAAAGAGAUGGUGGUGAAUCAUAUGAUAGUAGAUGUUCUUGAUCCUACCCUCCCUGAGUUUCCUACAAUAAAGGAACUCAAACGGAUUGUGUUGAUUGCCUUGCGCUGUGUGGAUCCUGAGGUAGAGCAGAGACCUAAAAUGGGAGAUGUGAUUCACAUGCUCCAGCCACAUGAUUUGCUACUGAGUAGUAAUGCAAUACAUAAGCCUCAGAAGAUUACACGAUCACACGAGGUUUCUACAAACAGUAUCAGAACAUAA